Molecule: messenger RNA, 1445 nt
Organism: Chenopodium quinoa (quinoa)
Lineage: Eukaryota; Viridiplantae; Streptophyta; Magnoliopsida; Caryophyllales; Amaranthaceae
Exons: 1
Coding region: 871-1134 (87 amino acids)
Biological process (GO): regulation of DNA-templated transcription
Source: RefSeq, a predicted model, not a curated record
UUUAUUUUUCUUGGUCGUUUAAUUCAAUUUAGUUUUUUGUUUUGAUUUACAUUUUGUUUUGUUUUGUUCUCUCCAUCUGUGAGAAUCUGUCCCAAUUUUUUGGGUUUCCCCAAUUUUCUGGGUUUUUGAUUCUUAUAUAUGGAUGGGAAUUUUAUUUUUAGGGUUCAUAUAAUAAUUGAGAAGGUGAUUUGGAUUCCUAUGGGUAUGGGAUUUGUCAUCAACUGGUCGAUCAUCAGCGCAGAUUGCGGAGGUCUCAACUUGGAAAGAUGCAAAGACAUCAAAAAUCAUUGCUCGAGUCAAGUUUGAAGCGGUGGAGUAUGAGCUAUGUCAAAUAUGCAAAUUAGUUAUGAUUUUGAUUGUAAAAGUUAUGAUAUUUUCUCUAUAUCUAUGGUUUACAAAUUUUUAUUAUUAUAGCCGUAUGGCUAUUAUUUAAUGAUAUUAUUACUUCCCAUUCAAAAAAAAAAUAGAAAAUUUGCUCAAUCCAAUUUAAUUUUGAAAACAAUGUGAUCUGAAUAAGUAUCUUGGAAAAUGGUGGACACUCCUGGCCCUGAUAUUAUAUUACUACGUACGCUACGAAAUGGUUGAACAAAAGAGUAAAUUUGAAGAUUGUCCUUGCUAGCUAAUUUAAUCCAAAAAAAAGUCCCAUCUGCCCAUGACCACAACUUGGAUGGCCUCACAUGGGACAAACACCCUCUCUUCUAAGGGCAUUUAUAAACCUCACUACCCCCCUUCUUUUUCUCUACACAAAACAAACUAACUUCACUUUGCUAGCUAUUAGCCAGCGAUACAACAAGCCAAGCUUAGCUAGCUUAUACCACCCUUAGCUUUUCUCUUCAUCUCUCCCUCCCUCCCCAUCAAACAACCACGACGAUGCGUUUAAUGAGGAAAGGUGUUAGUACACCAGCAAUGUCACGUGUCACGACGAGGAGGUGGCGAUGUAAGAAAGGGCAGCCACGACGAUCCCGUGAAGCGGUUUUGAGGAAGGUUAGGAAGUUGCAAAGAGUUAUACCCGGUGGCCAAAGGGUGCAGCAGAUAGACCACCUUUUUCUUCGAACAGCUGACUACAUUUUGCACUUAAGGUUGCAAAUUAACCUCUUACAAACUCUUUUUAAACUCUACUCAUCCUAUAUUUAAUUUAAUUUACUGAUUUAUUGUACCAUAUAUACAUAUUAUUAUAUCAUACGAAGUAUGAUAUUAGCAUUUUAGCAAUAAUUUAUUACUCUUUUCAACUCAAAAAAAUGAAGGGAAAAAAAAUAGAUCAAGCUUUUUUAGGGUGAAUAAAUUUAAUUUUUUUGUAGCUUAUGGAAUGCAUUACAUUGAAGUUGUAAUAUCGUUGUUAUUAUAUUAUAGCUUCAAUGUAUUAGAUUUCAUAAUAUAGUGUCAUUAAUAAUUAAUUAGUUUAUUGUUUAUAUAGUUAUUAGCUUGGUAUAUGUAAUAAUGAAGUC